Molecule: messenger RNA, 3027 nt
Organism: Branchiostoma floridae (Florida lancelet)
Lineage: Eukaryota; Metazoa; Chordata; Leptocardii; Amphioxiformes; Branchiostomatidae
Product: DNA-binding protein RFX6-like
Exons: 19
Coding region: 249-2510 (753 amino acids)
Biological process (GO): regulation of transcription by RNA polymerase II
Molecular function (GO): DNA-binding transcription factor activity, RNA polymerase II-specific; RNA polymerase II cis-regulatory region sequence-specific DNA binding
Source: RefSeq, a predicted model, not a curated record
UUUUGCCGUGUUCGCUCGGCACUCUGUCCACCUCGCUGUGCUAACAGCAGUUGACAUCAGGAUUGCGCGAGUCAAGCUUAUUUUGUCAUCCUGCGAUUAUCGGGCCAUUGUUCGCGGCAUUACCUGCGGCACACACCCACACGCACCUCCGCUCACCUUUCUCCUCUUCACACCUGUACGGAAUGAUCGCUUACAGGUGAGACAAAGAGGAAGUCGUCAGACUAACACCAGGACCACAUAAUUCAGACAUGCCGGAAACAUUCCUCACUCCCCCCGGCGAGCAGACCGACCCAGCCGAGCCCGCGCCCGAGAUCAAACAGUCCCAGAUAUCAGCUACUCUCAGAUGGCUGACUGAGAACUACGAGCGGGCGGAGGGCGUGUGUCUGCCGCGGUGUGUCCUGUACACGCACUACCUGGACUUCUGCAAGAAAAUGAAGUUCACACCAGCCGGAGCCGCAAGUUUUGGAAAGGUUAUUCGACAAAAAUUCCCUAAAUUGACAACAAGACGGCUUGGAACAAGAGGACAAUCAAAGUACCACUACUAUGGGAUCGGCAUCAAGGAAACUUCCAUCUACUACCACUCUGUGUAUUCGGGACGCGGACUCACAAGGUUUUCCGGAAUCAAGAUCAAAACGGAGGGAUCAAGUCGGAAAUAUUCUCUGAGCUCCAAAACCGGGACUCUCCUGCCAGACUUCCCCGACUCCCAGAACCUGGUACUGCCAGAUGACGUGGAUAGAGACAAGGUGGAGACUUUUAUCAUGAUGUACCGCACCCAUUGUCAGAGAAUACUGGAUACGGUUAUAAGCGCUAACUUUGACGAGGUGCAGAACUUCCUGCUGCACUUCUGGCAGGGCAUGCCUGAACACCUGGUGGCGCUGCUGCAACUUGACGUCAUCAUGGAUAUUGUUGGGCUGUGCGACUCCAUUUUGUACAAGGUGCUGAUAGAUAUUCUGAUUCCAUCGACGAUUCAAGAUCUUCCUGAAAGUCUGAGUACAGAGGUCCGCUUAUUCGCCAAACGGCUACCUGGGUGGGUGAGAAACUCUAUGGAAGACAUUCCCGAGAAACUCAAAGAGAAGAAGCUUCAAGUUGUGAGAUAUUUCAUCAAGUCGCUAAGAAGACAGACCUCUUUUGUUCAUCUUGCCCAGACUGCGAGAACAGUUCUCCUGAAUCACGACAACAUCACCCAGAUGGUGACCGAUCUGCACGAUCUGGAGCACAGGACCAUCCUGUCACAGGCCAUGUUCCCUUCACCCAACCAGCGCACAGCACACGGCAGACUGUCCAAGGAACUGUUGGAGGAGUUUGAAGGUCUGAUGAGGAAACAGGCACCAGUGGAGGCUUACACAGAGUGGGUAGACAGUGUGGUGGACCGGUGCGUACUCAAGCCAUCAAGACAGAAAGAGCAGACAGUGGAAGACAGAGCACAGGACUUCCUCCUACAGUGGGCCUUUACCACGUCCAAGAUCAUGAGAGACCUAACUCUGAUGAGUGCGCCAAGUUUUGGUUCGUUUCACCUGCUUCACAUGAUGUUGGAUGAGUACGUGUACCUAGUAGUGGAGACCCAACAAGCCAACAACAUGGAAGUUGAUCUGCUCAACAACCUCAAACGGCACAUGAAGACAGCAGGCGAAAUCAGCACCAAACCAAAAGUUCGCCCGACGCCUUCAUCUAACGGCCUCCAGAAGAGCAAAAAGCGGAAAGCAGAGACUGGAGCCGUCAGCUCUGGAGAAGCUCCAAACGACGCUCCAGACCAAACCGCCGUGGGGAGAAGUUCUUCCACCGAUCUGAAUAGCCUGGUGCCUGUGGAGCGUCUCACAGCCUUCUCCCGGCCACAGACGAACGGUUACAGCGGUAACCAGGUCAGCCCGACCGUCAGGUCUCUUCCCGGAUACUUCCCUUCCUCUGCCUCCCUUCCUCACUACACGCCAGUCAACCACUACCCUUCCCCUUCUGCCAGCGCGUUUGAGAGGGGGUUAGACUACUACCACCAGUUCUCUGGUUAUAACGAUCCGUACAGUUCUGUUAGCGCCUUCUCCAGUAGUCCACAGGGCGGCAGGUACGGGGACGCGAUGUCGUACCGCAACACCGGGGCCAUGCCGGCCUUCAACCAAGCAGCGCCGGCAUACUGGCAGAACAGCGGCGGCAUGACGCCGUCCAGCUACGCCGAGAACUUACACAACAAGGGUCUGAUGGGGACGGCCGCUGGGUACGAGAUGGAGAAAAGGAACGAGAUGUACAGAAGCCGUGGUCUGAUACCGCCUGCCGGACCAUAUGAUGAUGCGCAGGGAUACAUCUCAUCUGCAGCCGGAUAUACUUACGGUGGACGGGGAGGAAACGCCAUGGAUUCUAUAUAUGGCAAAGCCAAGUACAUGGAAAUUGUUCCCUCGGAGCCGGUUUAUGGUCCGGAGCGACAGGACACCUUCAUGUCGCGUGAAGAGAUGUAUGCAGCGACUUUGGGAACGUAUCUCCCUCAGAUGAACAAGCCUUACAACAUGGGACCGUACCGCUGAUCAACCAAUCAACACUGACAACAUGGGACCGUACCGCUGAUCAACCAAUCAACACUGACAACACGGGACCGUACCGCUGAUCAACCAAUCAACACUGACAACAUGGGACCGUGCCGCUGAUCAACCAAUCAACACUGACAACAUGGGACCGUACCGCUGAUCAACCAAUCAACACUGACAACAUGGGACCGUGCCGCUGAUCAACCAAUCAAUACUGACAACAUGGGACCGUACCGCUGAUCAACCAAUCAACACUGAAAACAUGGGACCGCUGAUCAACCAAUCAACACUGACAACACGGGACCGUACCGCUGAUCAACCAAUCAACACUGACAACAUGGGACCGUACCGCCGUCAUUUUGAGGUUGGAAAAUGUGGAAAGAGAACGUGAAUGAUUACCUGGAUUUUUGCUUACCUGGACUUUAAAAACAUUCCACAGAACGCGUCGAUGUAGGUUAGACAUCCAGGUAAUAAGAUACGCCAAAAAUAGCUACUCAAGCAACUGGAUAUGGUUUUG